UACGGCCUUUUCCCUCCAGCCCCGGCCCGGCCCUCCGCAGCGGAGUGCAGUCACGUGAGCCGGGCUGCGGCGCCCCGCUCCGCACCGUCAUGGUGGACCCGAUGUACGGAGCCCCGGGCGGCCGCCUGGCCAGGGCGCUGACGCGGGCGCUGGCGCUGGCCCUGGUGCUGGCCCUGCUGGUCGGGCUGUUCCUGAGCGGCCUGACCGGCGCAAUCCCGACCCCGAGGGGUCACCGGGGACCGGGGAGGCCGGUCCCACCCGCCUCCCGCUGCCGUUCGGUGCUCCUGGACCCUGAGACGGGCCAGCUGCGCCUGGUAGAUGGCCGCCACCCUGACGCCGUGGCCUGGGCCAACCUUACCAACGCCAUCCGCGAGACCGGGUGGGCCUUUCUGGAGCUGCACACAAAUGGCCAAUACAACGAUAGCCUGCAGGCCUACGCAGCGGGCGUGGUGGAGGCCGCUGUGUCCGAGGAGCUCAUCUAUAUGCACUGGAUGAACACGGUGGUGAAUUACUGCGGCCCCUUCGAGUACGAAGUCAGUUACUGCGAGAGGCUCAAGAAAUUCCUGGAGGCCAACCUGGAGUGGAUGCAGAAGGAGAUGGAGUUGAACAAUGGCUCUGCUUACUGGCACCAGGUGCGGCUGACCCUCCUGCAGCUGAAAGGCCUAGAGGACAGCUAUGAAGGCAGUGUGACCUUUCCAACUGGGAAGUUCACCAUCAAACCCUUGGGGUUCCUCCUGUUGCAGAUCUCUGGGGACCUCGAAGACUUAGAGCUGGCCCUGAAUAAGACCAAGACCAAGCAUGCUAUGGGCUCUGGCUCCUGCUCCGCCCUCAUCAAGCUGCUGCCUGGCCAGAGUGACCUCCUGGUCGCACACAACACCUGGCACUCCUACCAGUACAUGCUGCGCAUCAUGAAAAAGUACUGGUUCCAGUUCAGAGAAGGGCCCCAAGAGCAAUCUACCCGGGCUCCCGGCAACAGGGUGACCUUCUCAUCCUACCCUGGUACCAUUUUCUCCUGUGAUGACUUCUACAUCCUGGGCAGCGGGCUGGUGGCCCUGGAGACCACCAUCGGCAACCGGAACUCGGCCCUGUGGAAGUACGUGCAGCCCGAGGGCUGUGUGCUGGAGUGGAUGCGAAAUGUUGUGGCCAAUCGCCUGGCCUUGGACGGGGACUCCUGGGCUGACAUCUUCAAGAGGUUCAACAGUGGCACGUACAACAACCAGUGGAUGAUCGUGGACUACAAGGCGUUUGUCCCCGGCGGGCCCAGCCCUGGGAGGAGGGUGCUCACCAUUCUGGAGCAGCUCCCGGGCAUGGUGGUGGUGGCCGACAGGACCUCGGAACUCUAUCAGAAGACCUACUGGGCCAGCUACAAUAUCCCCAGGUCCUUUGAGUCUGUGUUCAACACCAGUGGGUUGCCGGCCCUGGUGGCCCACUUUGGGGACUGGUUCUCCUACGACGGGAGCCCCCGGGCCCAGAUCUUCCGGCGGAACCAGUCGCUGGUACACGACCUGAACUCCAUGAUCCGGCUUAUGAGGUACAACGACUUCCUGCAUGACCCCCUGUCAUUGUGCAAAGCUUGCAACCCCAAGCCCAACGGGGAGAAUGCCAUCUCGGCCCGCUCUGACCUCAACCCAGCCAAUGGCUCCUACCCCUUCCAGGCCCUGCACCAGCGCUCCCACGGGGGCAUCGACGUGAAGGUGACCAGCACGGCACUGGCCAAGGCCUUGCGUCUCCUGGCGGCCAGCGGCCCCACGUGGGACCAGCUGCCCCCGUUCCAGUGGAGCACCUCGCCCUUCAGCAGCCUGCUGCACAUGGGCCAGCCCGAUCUCUGGAAGUUCUCACCCAUCGAGGUCUGGUGGGACUGAGGCUCCAUCUCUGCUCUGCUGCCUUCUGCCCCUGCUGACCCCAGCGGGGCCACCCGACUGGCUGCCACCCUGCCCUCCUGGCUGUCCCCCCGCCCCGGUCCCCCUUGUGAGCGUUGACCCCCCGCUGUGCCCAGGUUGGGGACCUGGGUCGGCCAGGUUCACUCUCAUCUGGGUGGCCUCCUGUGUGGGGAACGGAACCCAAUGGGACCCAGGACUGACUCUGUUCCCCUAAGUGGGUGAUGCCAUCCCCGUCUCCCUCUGCCUCUCGUCUCCCUCUGCCUCUCUGCGUCUCUCUCUCUCCCUGCUUUUCUCUCUCUUCCAGCCUUGGGCCCCCUCCUCGUGCCGCCCCUUCCUGAGGGCGGGAGCCGGAUCCUGGGACCAGGUUCCAGGGCCCCUAGUGGGGCCGGCAGGAGAGGCCUGUUCCAGUGCCUGCUUCCCAGUGCUGUUCCUGCCGGCGGCUCUGGAGCUUCAGCCCCCGAGACCCGGGCCUUGCCUCCGGUUGGCAUCUCUCCUCCCAACCCCCGACCCCAGCCCCACUCUGCUCCAUCGGGAAGUAGCUCCCCUGUUUCUCCUCCUGGACAGCCUCCUUGAGGACAGAAACUUGAAACCAAACAAGAACCAAAGUUUCUGGCCACUUGUGGCUGGAAGGGCCCGAGUGUCCUUCUCUCUCCGGGGGCAGGCAGGAGUGUCAGCCCCCUGCUCCAGCCUUGGCCCGUGCCCCCCCAAACCCAGGCCUGCCCCUGGCCUCAGGGCAGUGCCCACAGGUCCCCUGCUACAGAAACCAAAUCGCAGGCUGUGCCGCCAUUAAAAAGAGAGGCCAUGGCC
Messenger RNA from Eubalaena glacialis (North Atlantic right whale), 2687 nucleotides. It is a transcript of the gene PLBD2, whose product is annotated as phospholipase B domain containing 2. Gene Ontology annotation, molecular function: glycerophospholipase activity. The record is from RefSeq and is a predicted model, not a curated record. The transcript is spliced from 12 exons. Lineage: Eukaryota; Metazoa; Chordata; Mammalia; Artiodactyla; Balaenidae. Gene Ontology annotation, cellular component: extracellular region. Gene Ontology annotation, biological process: phospholipid catabolic process. The coding region runs from base 90 to 1862 and encodes 590 amino acids.